AUGCGACCGCGCGCCGCGAGUGCGCUUUUCCUUCAGAGCGGCUCUGCCCCGGUUCUUCCCCCAGGCGUCUACAUGCAGCCUCCAGACGCCCCAGCCGAUUCUUCUUCUCCCUCCUCUUCUCCCUCCUCUUCUGCUACCGCUUCUGCUCCCUCUUCUGCGCCUCCCCCUGCGUCGUCGUUGCCUGCCUCUUCCUCUUCUUCUUCCACCUCUCCGUCACGGGGGCCUGCCCCCUUCCGCGUGCGCGUGAAGCUCGAGCGCCCGCAUUCGCCACCGUACGCCUCGACUUCCUCUCCGCCGCCUGCAGCCCCGCCUGCAGCACCCCCGUUACCUUCCCCUCCGUCUCUCCCCUCUCCGCCUUCUCGUCCGUCUCUUUCUUCUAGCGCCCCGUCCGCAGCGGUCGCGGAGGUGGCUGCGGCGCCUGGCGCGGCGCGAGGGAAGCGCGAGGAGGGCGGAGACAAGCCCGAGGAGGACGCCGAGAAGCGGGGCGGCGGCAGCGGCGAUGGCGAGCGCGAGGCAUCCGUCGCGGCGAUGCGCUUCUCGACGUGCGGCGCCGCAGUAGUAGUUGUCGUCGACUUGAGCGCGAGUCUCUGGCGGAAGCGGCGCUUCUCGUUCCGCAGAGAAGCCGCGCCGAGGGAGAAAGACGCAGGACCGGCUGCGAAGAAGCACGUCACCAAGAAGCCGAAAGAAGAGCCGAACGCGCCGCCCCUCACCGCCUUUCUGCGCUUCCUCGACUGCGUUCUGUGCGGCUUCGUCCGCACGCUGACGCUUCUCACGCCCAACAGCGAAGUGGCCGUGAUCGGCAUGAACGAGCGGACGAGCGCAGUGUUGGCGUCGGGGCGAGUGCCGAACAUGCUGGCGGAGGCUGCGGGCCUCGGAGGUUUCUUCUCGGCGAUGAUGACCCGGGUGGCGCAGUUUGCCGUCGGCCUUCCUCUGGCGCCGGCCUUCGCGAGCGGCGUCAAGGCCGAGCGCAGCGCGGCACCUGAGGCCUCACGCGACGAGCCGCGCGCGGCAGACCCCGACGCAUGCGUGAAGAGGAUCAAAACUGAGAGAGGGAGCGCGCCGAGCGCGUGCGCAGAGACAGCCGCAGCGGCAGCGCCAAGCAGCGCGGAGAGGACUCCAUCGGGGCGAACGUUCUGCGGCGAAGAUCCGAUGCUGGCGGGCGCCUUGUCCCUCGCCCUCUGCUAUCUAAAUAAAGUUUCGAAGCGAAGCGCGCGGACGCCUGAGCGGCGGAUUCUCAUCCUGGACGGCUCCGUUGGGCGAUCUUACUCGUCGCAGUAUAUGCCCCUGAUGAACCUCGCGUUCGCAGCGGCAAAAGGAAACAUUGUCAUUGACUGCUGCGCGCUUUGCUCGAACCCCUCGACCAUCCCCGAACAGCUGUGCGACAUCUCCCGGGGAGUUCAUCUCAAGUUUUCGCAGGCUGCGCCGCCUGCAGGUGCCAGCUCGAACCUGGAUGACGGCUUGGCGCUUCUCCAGCUGCUGCUCUUUUGGAUUUUUCCUUCUGCCGCGCUGCGGCCUGCGAUCGCGGCCCUGUCUGUACACCGCAGACGGAGCAAUACAGCCGUCUGCUUCUGCCACCACAGACCCGUGGAAGUCUGCUGCAUUUGCUCCUGCUGCCUCGCAAUUUAUUGCUCGGAGAAGGACGCGCAAACGGGGAAGGAGAGGAUCUCCUGCGACGUCUGCAAAUCCCGCUUUUCUCGCGGCUUGCUAAAAAACAAAAUGGCCGGCGGCGUAGAUCUCCCGAGUUACUGA
Messenger RNA from Besnoitia besnoiti, 1749 nucleotides. RefSeq names its product general transcription factor IIH polypeptide 3 GTF2H3. Gene Ontology annotation, biological process: nucleotide-excision repair; regulation of DNA-templated transcription. The transcript has 9 exons. Gene Ontology annotation, cellular component: transcription factor TFIIH holo complex; transcription factor TFIIH core complex. Bases 1 to 1749 code for a protein of 582 amino acids. The record is from RefSeq and is a predicted model, not a curated record. NCBI's taxonomy places the organism in Eukaryota, Apicomplexa, Conoidasida, Eucoccidiorida, Sarcocystidae.